Molecule: messenger RNA, 2174 nt
Organism: Diachasmimorpha longicaudata
Lineage: Eukaryota; Metazoa; Arthropoda; Insecta; Hymenoptera; Braconidae
Product: phospholipase A2 inhibitor
Exons: 5
Coding region: 396-1592 (398 amino acids)
Cellular component (GO): membrane
Molecular function (GO): protein binding
Source: RefSeq, a predicted model, not a curated record
CGGACCGCAGCACGGCGACACAGCGGUGUUCGUCAUUCCAGGGGCUCAGUCAGUAUAAUUCCAAAACGCGUUUUAUACACCUCCGCAAGCGUAAUCUUUACCUACGACUCACCUGGGCCCGUUUCCUGGGACUUCAUUCUCCCGUGACUCACUCUCGGUUCCCCUUUCAACGGCUCACGCCAUCAUUCCACCAGAAUUUUGUGAAUAAUCUUAAAUAAAUUUUGACAACCGUGAUUGUGAACAGUGAAAUUAAGUUCAACGAAACACGUGCUGGUGGAAAUAAUUGAAAAAAUAUAUUCAUCUCACGCCUUUUGCGGCUACAUCCGGACGAAACUACGCAAUGUCUUGACCCUGAUUCGCAUUUUAAGGAGCAAGGAGUAUAAAUUUAAACAACAAUGGAAAUGCGACGUGUAUUGCUCGCCCUGGGAUUUCUAGUUCUCAGUGCUGCUGAUGAUUCAGACGACUGCGAUGACAGAAAUUGGCAUAGCUUGGAGUCAUUAGAUUCAGCGAGACUGGAGUGUGGUCCGGCUUUUCAAAACAGAUGUUUCUGCUCCAGGAUUUGUUAUGAGGGAAGGCAUCAGUACGUCGUGAAUUGUACCAACUCCAAAUUUAUGGAUGUAAAGCCUUUGGAAAGUUUACCCAACAAAACUCAGGUGUUAAUUUUCACGGGGAACACACUCGAAAAGCUUCCCUGGAAUAUUUUUGGUACUUUAGAUAGGAUACCAAGUCUGAGGGUAAUCGACAUGUCUAGUAACAAAAUUCAAGAGAUAAGUGGAAAGGCUUAUCACCAUGUAAAGAAUGUGCAAAGACUCAGUUUAGACUUCAAUGAAUUAUCUAUUGAAUCUCAAAGUGACCACCCGCGCGUGUUCUCAAAUUUCGAGUCUCUUUUGGAAUUGCAUUUGACUGAUGCCUUCGAGGAUGGUCCCCCCAGGGAUCUAGCGGAGACACUGCACAAUAUAUUCGUCAAUAGUAAUUUGUCUCAACUGAUAAAGCUUCACCUAGAGCAGAACGAAAUUUCCGAAUUUCGAGACUCGAAUGUCUUCUGUGAUCUUCCGAAUCUCCUAGAUCUUCACUUGGGUGAUAAUAAAUUGACAGCGUUGCACUUCAAUCUGUCAUGCUUGCACAAAUUGAGAUUUUUAGAUCUUCAGCGAAAUAAAUUUACAAGGGUGUUAGAUCGAGACAUGAAGACCUUGGACACAUUUGCAAAGCACAAUCAAAAUGUCACGAUAGAUUUGUGGAACAAUCCCUUGGAGUGUUCGUGUAAGCUCAAUCCAUUCAUGAAGUGGAUGAAAAAAACGAAGAUCUUUGUGAGGAAUCGAAACGAGUUGAGGUGCACAGAUAAACAUAAUAAUUCGAUUUCCCUCCAAGAGACCAAAAAUUGCGUCACGAAGGCAACUUCAUCAACUGCUAAUUCAGGAACAGCAGUAGCAGUUGUGAUCCUCUCAUUAGUUCUGGUAGCCCUCGUAUGUGCCCUCAUAUACCUCCAACGGGAAGAUUUGAAGAAAAAACUUGGUCCGGUGAUAGACUCAGUGAACAAACGUGUGAGAUACACCUCAAUAGCAACUGUAGAAGUUCGAGAGAACGAAACGUAAUUUCAUUUUAAUUUCCUCUUCCCUUCGUAGGGGAUGAAGAACGACUUAACUAUUAAUAAAACCUACUUUAUAAUUUUAAUAAUCAUUAUAAUAGAUCGACCGUAACAAGUGAUAGCGAGUAUUGAAUAUUUUGUUAAUAGAAGAGGAGUAACUGCAAAUUUAUUAUUUAAUAACUCUGCCCGGUGCUUAAUCACGACGCAUUGCCCAUAAAAUUAAAUAUACAUAGGAGAAGUGAGGGUAAAAUGAACCAGGGGGGGGGCAAGUCCCCCCCCCCUCGGGUGACGAGCGAGGGAGUCAAGUUCCUCACCUCCCUCUCAUCAUACUUCACCCCCUCUUUAUUUCUAGAAUGGGUUUGAUUAAUCCGAAAUUUAUCUAUUUUUUGAAUGGGUCGUUCUGCCCCUCAGUCCAUUUCCCUCCCGCCCCAUUUUCCACCCACUUCUCCUUAUUAUUAGGUCAAUUCGCCUCCGUAACAUAUUUUAAAAUGGUGUGUUUACGUUCAUUCAUUGAACACAUUUGUUUCAGAAAAAAAAAUGAAUAAAAAUACAAAUGACAAUCUUUAAAAGAUAAUUUUACCUGGAUAAA